CAAACAACACAACUGGUACAAGGGAAAAAAAAAAAGAAAAAAACAAUAUAACUGGUACUCAUCAAUCAUCAUCAAAAGCAAACAAAAGACAGCACUGAAAAACCUUCCCAUGGCGUCAAAACGGAAACCCAUUAUUUUCUUUCUUCUGACGGCACUAUUAUUGACAGUCCCAGGUCAAUCCACAGCCCAAUCCUUCACAUCCGUAGUCAUCUCCCAAAAGGGUCUCCAUUUCGUCAAGGACUUGUUGGUGACCAAGGCCAUUUCUUCCAUAAUCCCCCUCGAACUUCCCCAGAUUCAGAAAUCCGUCAAAAUCCCAUUUUUGGGAAGUGUUCGUAUGGUGCUUUCGAACAUCACAAUACAAGGAAUCGAUGUGGGUUCGUCGUUUGUGAAGCCUGGUGAUACGGGGAUAGUGAUUGUAGCUUCGGAGACGACCUGUAAUUUGAGCAUGAAUUGGCACUAUUCUUAUAAUACUUGGCUUUUUCCUGUCUCGGUUUCAGAUAAAGGAAGUGCCUCUAUUUCGGUUGAAGGCAUGGAAGUUGGCCUUACAUUAGGUUUGGAGGUCCAAGAAGGGACGCUGAAAUUGUCACUUCUGGACUGUGGUUGUUUGGUCAAAAGAAUUUUCAUAAAAUUGGAUGGAGGAGCAUCUUGGCUUUAUCAAGGGAUGAUUGAUGCCUUUGAAGAAGAAAUAGUGUCUGCUGUGGAGAAUGCUAUUGUGAACAAGCUCAAAGAAGGGAUUUUAAAGCUUGAUUUAUAUCUGCAAUCUCUUCCAAAGGAAAUUCCAGUGGAUGACAAUGCUUCUCUGAAUGUCACUUUUGCAAACGAGCCUUUACUGUGUAAUUCCUCCAUUGGAUUUGAAAUCAAUGGUUUAUUUACUCCGAGAAAAAGGGUUCAAGUCCCUAAAUACGGUGAGACGGAUUCGGAAUCUUUGGUUUCCUGCUUGGAUUCAUCGAAAAUGCUUGAAAUUUCAUUGCACGAGGCUGUCUUUAAUUCAGCAUCAGCCUUAUACUAUAACGCAGACUUUAUGCAAUGGGUUGUGGACAAAAUACCAGAUCAAUCCCUUUUAAACACUGCUGGAUGGAGAUUUUUUAUUCCCCAAUUAUACAGGAAAUACCCGAAUGAUGAUAUGAACUUAAAUAUUUCUUUAUCUUCAGCUCCAGCCAUAGUGAUCUCAGAGCACGGUUUUGAUGCUACUGUCUUUGCAGACCUGAUAAUUGAUGUUUUGGAAGCAGGUCAAACAAUACCAGUUGCAUGCAUAUCAUUGGUUAUUCGCGGCACUGGUUUAGCAAAAAUCUCAGGGAAUAACCUUACUGGGAUUGCAGAAUUGAAUGACUUCACAAUGUCAUUGAAAUGGAGUAAUAUCGGUAAAUUACGCUUACACCUAAUUCAGCCUUUUAUUUGGAUUCUUCUUCAAACUGUUUUCUUGCCGUAUGCGAAUGCAAUCCUCGGAACAGGAUUCCCUUUACCGAUCAUUCACGGUUUCGCUCUACAAAAUGCUGAACUAAUCUGUUCAAACUCAAGAAUUACAGUCUGUGGUGAUGUACAGUAUACAUAAUGGAGCAAUCUUAGCCGGCUUUUGACUCCCCUCUGUAUGUAUACACACGAUAUAUUGCCACUUCGGAAUGCCUAUGGGAUUGAAGUAGCAAAAGGUCAUCUUUCCCUUUUUGUACAGUGUUAUUUUUGUAUUUAGGGAACAGUACAUAAUUCAUUCCUCUAGUUUCUAGUUCUGUAAAAAUGGGAAAAAUACAAGGGCGAAUUAUGUAACUUUCCCUUGUAUGUAUUAUUAACCCACUGGCUUGGCUUGUGCAAACUGUGAAUGUAUUCUUUGAAAGCUGGAAUAAGGCCAGUCAAAAUGUGAUUGAUUCUUCUCAAGUAUAUCUAUACAGUUUAUAAAUUAGAACGUCAACUAAUAAUGUGCAGAUAAGAAAGCUGUAAGA
Morus notabilis is the source of this 1934-nucleotide messenger RNA. Its product is annotated as putative BPI/LBP family protein At1g04970. The record is from RefSeq and is a predicted model, not a curated record. The transcript has 6 exons. NCBI's taxonomy places the organism in Eukaryota, Viridiplantae, Streptophyta, Magnoliopsida, Rosales, Moraceae. Gene Ontology annotation, molecular function: lipid binding. Bases 110 to 1552 code for a protein of 480 amino acids.